Molecule: messenger RNA, 1843 nt
Organism: Phyllostomus hastatus (greater spear-nosed bat)
Lineage: Eukaryota; Metazoa; Chordata; Mammalia; Chiroptera; Phyllostomidae
Gene: METTL8
Product: methyltransferase 8, methylcytidine
Exons: 11
Coding region: 410-1543 (377 amino acids)
Molecular function (GO): tRNA (cytidine-N3)-methyltransferase activity
Source: RefSeq, a predicted model, not a curated record
GAAAUUCUCUCUCUUGUCUAAGGAUAAAAAAGCUGCCUCAAAGAUACCAAAGUGGCUGUCACCCAGCGGCCCCUCUGGGAUCAAGGAUUUUAACUGACCCAACUAAAGUUUUUGAGCAUAACAUGUGAUAUUGGACCCUCUUUAAUCUUAUAAAGGACAAUGGGAGAAAGUCUUGAAAUCUUCUGGAGCUACUUCCUGCUGGCCAUAGCUGCGAUCCUACCUACUCUUGGACCCAGGGAUCCCUAGCAGAGUGGGGGUGUGGAGCAGAAAGUGGCCUUCACAUGUAGGGAAGGACCCUGCAGUGUGCAGAGAGACAGGAAGAGAGAGAGAAAGGGAGAGAAAGAAAUACCAGUUCGAGAGAGAAGCAUCGAUUGUUUGCCUCCUGUACGAGCUUGGACCUGGAUCAUGCAUGCCCAGACUGGGGACUGUAUGCACCCCAGACCUGGGAUCAAACCUGCAGUCUAGGGAUCAUAUGCAAUGGUCAAAAGAAGAAGAAGCAGCGGCCAGAAAAAAAGUAGAGGAAAACUCGGCUGUGCGAGUCCUUCAGGAAGAGCAAGUUAAGUAUGAGAGUGAAGCUAAUAAAUAUUGGGAUACAUUUUACAAGAUUCAUAAGAAUAAGUUUUUCAAGGAUCGAAAUUGGCUGUUGAGAGAAUUUCCUGAAAUUCUUCCAGUUGCUCAACAAACUGAAGAGAAGACAAAAGAAUUGUCAUGGGACCGUGUAAAAACUGAUGCUGCAAAUUGUUUCUCGAGAAAGCACUGUUCUACUGUGCCUGAAGAAAGAAAUUAUAAGGAAAGUUCUAGCUUGUCAGAUGGUCAAAGUGAGGCGGAAUCUGAUUUUUCCAACCUCGGCCCUGAAGCACACAGAAAAGGAACCCUGGAGACUGAGUCGUUUCCUGGUAGCAGAGCCACAUUCCGGAUCCUGGAGGUUGGCUGUGGUGCUGGAAAUAGCGUUUUUCCAAUUCUGAACACUUUGCAGAAUGCUCCAGAGUCUUUUCUUUACUGUUGUGAUUUUGCUUCUGGAGCUGUGGAGCUGGUAAAGUCACACCCAUCCUACAGAGCAGCCCAGUGUUGCGCCUUCGUGCGCGACGUUUGUGAUGACCGCGUGCCCUACCCCUUCCCGGACGGGACCCUGGACGUCGUCCUCCUCGUCUUCGUGCUCUCUUCUGUCCACCCCGACAGGAUGCAAGGUGUUGUAAACCAAUUGUCCAAGCUGCUGAAACCUGGUGGAAUGCUGCUAUUUCGGGACUAUGGGAGAUAUGAUAAGACUCAGCUGCGUUUCAAAAAGGGGCAUUGUUUAGCUGAAAAUUUUUAUGUUCGAGGAGAUGGUACCAGAGCCUAUUUCUUUACAAAAGGGGAAGUCCACAAUAUGUUCUGCAAGGCUGGGUUAGAUGAGAAGCAAAAUCUGGUUGAUCGUCGCUUACAAGUUAAUAGGAAAAAACAAGUGAAAAUGCACCGAGUGUGGGUUCAAGGCAAAUUCCAGAAACCAUUACACUUGACUCAAAAAAGCUCCCAGUUGGUAUUUUCAUACCAUUCUCAUAGCUGAGCUAUGUACCAUGUUAAGGUACAAACCAGAAGACUACAUGAUUCAAAGACUUCCAUAAAUUUUUCAUUUUUGAAAAGACAAUCAGAAGAAGAAAAUGCAUAUACUCUGCUGUUUAUCGUGGGUGAACUUUUGUAUAUUCUAACCAUAUGUAAGUGAUUUGGAAGAGUACACCAUAUUCUGUGUUUUCAAAACUUAAUAUGAUCAAGCUUGUUUGGGUUUAUGAUGUCUAACUAUUUUGUUUGUUUGAAUUUUGUAAGCAUUCAAUUAAAUUACUGUUAUAAGUCAGAUGAUUCUGAGAAA